This is a messenger RNA of Lucilia cuprina (Australian sheep blowfly), 1086 nucleotides long. RefSeq names its product stress response protein NST1-like. The transcript has 3 exons. The record is from RefSeq and is a predicted model, not a curated record. The coding region runs from base 1 to 1086 and encodes 361 amino acids. Lineage: Eukaryota; Metazoa; Arthropoda; Insecta; Diptera; Calliphoridae.
AUGCGCACGAGCCUGCUUUUGCUGGUUCUGGCCGCGCUGUUAAUGCAGUCUGCAUAUGGUCGUCAUGAAGGAAAUCGAAAAGGAUAUAAAUUGUUUGGACAACGCGGGCGUUCGAACGACGAAGAACCUCGGUUUAUCACAGCAUGGAUGAAUAAGAAGACAACAACAACUACUCCUAAGCCAACUACUACUAUUACUACGGGACCAGAACCACCAACAACAUGUGAACCAUAUGAAGAGGAAAUUAAAUUUGAUGAAGAUGAUGAAUACAACUAUGAAGAUGAUAGUGAAGUGGUAGAUAACGGUGCUUUAGAUCGUAGGCCCAGAUUCGAUCAAAAUGAAUUACUUAAUAUUAACAACAAUAUGAAAGGUGAUGACGACGAACCCAAGGAUGAUGAAGAAGAUGAUCCCAAGGAAGAUGAAGAAGAAGAAGAUGAUGCCAAGGAAGAUGAAGAAGAAGAUGAUGCCAAUGGAAAUGAAGAAGAAGAAAAUAAAGAAGAGGAAGAGGGAGCUCGUGGCUUAAGUCGCUAUGUUAGACCAAAAUUCAAUAGCGAAUAUGAUGACGAUGAAAACGAUUUAGUUAAUCUCAGCAAUGAAAAGAAUGACUUGACCACCAAUCCCGAAGAACUUGGUCGUGCUGCACGAUCUCGCAUCUCAAACUGGCGCCGUCGUCAAAUGAUGCGCCGCCGUCGUCAACAGGCUAUGAGACGCAGACAACGCAUCAUCCAAAGAAAUCGCUUGAGGAACUUCAGAAAGAAUCGAAAUAAAAACAGUUAUCGUAAACGUUUGCAAAGACACCGCAGACGUGAAAUGAUUCGCAGACGCAAUCGUAUUCAAAAAAUGCGUCGCCAGGAGAUUCUUAGACGUAGACGCCUAGCAGCAAGUCGUCGCAGAGUAGCACUUCGCCAUAGGAAACAACUAAUGAGAAUUAGAAGGCAACGUAUUAGGGCUCAAAGACGCCGUGCUAACAUAAGACGCCGCAAUCGUAGACGUCGCCGCAACAGGAGAAAUCGUAUUAGACAGCAAAUUCGUUUACGUCGUUUUAGACGCCGCCCUGGAAGGAAACUGGUUAUCCGCCAAGUUUAA